Molecule: messenger RNA, 1037 nt
Organism: Ichthyophthirius multifiliis
Lineage: Eukaryota; Ciliophora; Oligohymenophorea; Hymenostomatida
Exons: 1
Biological process (GO): zinc ion transmembrane transport
Cellular component (GO): plasma membrane
Molecular function (GO): zinc ion transmembrane transporter activity
Source: RefSeq, a predicted model, not a curated record
AUGGAAUAAAAUAUAAACAAUAAUGAUAAAAUAUAUUUAACUCCCGAUUUGCAAAAAAAUAAAGCUUCUGCUCUGAAGGCCCUUAAGACAGUAUGUUGUGUAUCUUUCUCAUUUAUGUGUAUAGAAUUCAUCGGAGGUUAUUUAUCUAACUCAUUAGCCAUUAUGACUGACGCAGUCCAUUUAUUAUCUGACGUUGUUGGCUUUAUCAUAACAAUAACUGCUAUCUAUGUAAGUAGAAUAGAAGCUAAUAAAAAAAUGACAUUCGGUUAUCAUAGGGCAGAAAUUAUAGGCGCUACAUUUUCAAUAUUAAUUAUUUGGGGAUUAAUUAUUUGGAUGUUUUUAGAAGGAAUAGAAAGAUUAAUGAAUCCUCCCUAAAUAUAAGGAGUUCCAAUGAUGAUUUUAUCUAUUUGUGGUUUACUUUUUAAUCUUAUUUUAAUGAGAAUUUUGGAAGGAAAUGUGCAAAAGGAAGAACAAAAAUAAGAAGAACUUUUAUCUGAAAUUGAGAUUUCCGCUAGAUCUCUUUUAUAAAAAGAUGAGAAAUAGAAAAAUAUGAGCAUGAAAGCGGCUUAAAUACAUAUUUUAGGAGAUACUAUUUAAAGUGCCGGGGUUAUUAUUGGAGCUUCUUUUGUAUAUUUUGGUGGAGAAGAUUACUAUAUAGCAGAUCCUAUUAUUACUAUUUUAUUUACAAUAGUAGUUACUUUUACUACCUUACCAGUAAUGAAGGAAAGUAUAAAAGUUUUAAUGGAAGGAUAACCAGAUAAUAUUAAUUAUGAUUUUUUAAAAGAUUAGUUAGUGAAGGUUUAAGGAGUUAUCGAUGUACAUGAUUUACAUGUUUGGAGUUUAAAUCCGGGAUUUAUCUCCCUUUCUGCACAUUUGACGAGUAAUAGUCCAUCUUUAAGUCUUUUUCAAGCUACGAAAUUAUGUAAGUAAUUGGGUAUUGUACAUUCAACAAUUUAGGUGGAAAAUUAUAAUGAGUAAAAUAUUUAUGAUUUCAAAAAAUGUGCUUAAUUACAUUGAUUAUUUUAUUAUAUUAUUUC